AUGGCCAAUAUGAUUGAUAAUGAUGAUGAUGAUCGUCUUAUUGAUGCUGAAGAUUCCAGUACAGACGAUGAUCAACAAGAAGAUGAAGAAGAACAAGAACAAACACUUUCAUUACCAACUGUAGCUGGUAGUGGAAAACGUAAAAUAAAAAAAUCUGAUAUGAAAAAAAAUAAAUUAGUUACAAUUCAACCUGGUCUUAUACGUUUAUCUGGUUUACCAUAUGGUUUUUUUGAACGUGAAUUAUAUUCAUAUUUCUCUCAAUUUGGUGUUGUAACACGUUUAAAAUUAAUACGUUCAAAAAAGACAGGUGGUAGUCGUGGUUAUGCUUAUGUUGAAUUUGAAGAUGAAGAUGUUGCACGUAUUGCAUCAGAAACAAUGAAUGGUUAUUUAAUGUUUCGUUCAUUAAUUAAGUGUCGUUUGAUGGAUAGAAAUAAAAUUGAUACAGAAAAAUUAUUUAAAAAUUGGAAACGAUUAUUUACGGUGAAAACACCAAAACAAAAACGUGCACUUUAUAAUCGGAUUAAAUCCAAAGAACAAAUUGAAAAAAGUAAUCAACGUCGUGCCAAAAAAUUAUUAAAACAACAAGAAAAAUUAGCAGCAGCUGGAAUUAAAUAUGAAUUAACAGAUUUUAUUCCAUUGAAACUAACCAAGAAAAAACAAGAAGAAGAAAAGUCUCAAGUAUCAGAGAAGAAACAUGAGCCAACAUCUAACAAAACAAUCAAGAAAAAAAGUGUGAAAAAAUAA
Molecule: messenger RNA, 744 nt
Organism: Rotaria sp. Silwood1
Lineage: Eukaryota; Metazoa; Rotifera; Eurotatoria; Philodinida; Philodinidae
Source: the annotation of a GenBank genome assembly